Helianthus annuus (common sunflower) is the source of this 2160-nucleotide messenger RNA. Its product is annotated as protein FAR1-RELATED SEQUENCE 5-like. The record is from RefSeq and is a predicted model, not a curated record. Lineage: Eukaryota; Viridiplantae; Streptophyta; Magnoliopsida; Asterales; Asteraceae. Gene Ontology annotation, biological process: regulation of DNA-templated transcription. Bases 1 to 2160 code for a protein of 719 amino acids. The transcript has 6 exons.
AUGGCUUCGAACACACUUGCUGAUGGUGGAGAUGAUGCACCUAAUUACCAAUUACGUGGUGUUGAACAAGUCUCUCCAAACACUGGAACAAAGAGAUAUAUUCCAGAUUCACCCUCUUCGUUGACGCCAGCAGAGGGCAUGUUAUUCGACACAGUCGAUAACGCGUAUAACUUUUAUAAAACUUACGCAGAAGCGGGAGGUUGGACUGUAAGGAAGGGCACACAGCACGAGAACCGUGGUAUUGUUAUAAACAAGUACUUUUUUUGUUCAAAGGAGGGUCAAAAAGACUUUCGACCGGUCGAUACUUUAGUUGAACAUCCGUCUGAUAGGUGGGUACGGAGGGUACCAUCUAAAAGGACCGGCUGCCAAGCUGCAAUCAGAAUAAAGCUUACCGAUGCUAAGAAGUAUUUGCUGUAUCAUUUUACAGAGGCGCACAACCAUGAUUUUGUGCAUGAAGAAGAUUUACAUCUUCUCAAGGAAAACAGGGGUAUUAAUCGUGCACACGAAGAGAUGAUAAACAAGAUGUCACAUCUCAACAUUGGUCCUGUUCGUGCAUUUAACACUAUGAAGGAAGUGUAUGGUGGGUUCGACAAAGUCGGUGCGACCAAAGUCGAUUUUAAAAAUUUCAAGAAAGAAUUAAAUCUUUUUAUCGGAGAGUUUGAUGCGGAAAUGUAUAACAUGAUGUUUGUCCCUUUCACCAGAAUUGAUAAUCAUAACAGGAACGUGACACUUGGUGCUGCAAUUCUCGGUUCUGAAACGGCAGAGACGUAUAGCUGGUUACUUAGGGCGAUCAAGAACGCAUAUGGGUACGCGCCUCCCGUAAUCGUUACUGACCAAGACCCUGCGAUGAAAAGGGCUAUAGCGGAUGUUUGGCCUGAGUCGAGGCAUCGGCUAUGUAUGUGGCAUAUCAUGGAUAAACUCACUACAAAGGUCGGGGCUGCCCUGUGUUCAAAUACAGAUUUCAGGAAAAGAUUGUCUGCAGUUGUUUGGACUGAUUCUCUAUUGCCCGAAGCGUUUGAGGCUGAAUGGGCAGCUAUUUUAAAUGAUUUCGGUUUAAUCGACCAUGAAUGGCUGACGUAUAUAUACGGGCUACGUGAAUCAUGGAUUCCAGCUUACUAUCGCGAGGAAGAAAUGUCUGGUCUUAUGCGGACAUCAUCUAGCCACUUCGACACGGCAAUUGAAGCGCAAAGGCACGAGCAUCGAAAAAACGAUCAUGACACUCGAUACACCAACCUUGGAGAGUGGAGUGAUUUUGUUCUCGAGAAGCAAGCAGCUCAGAUAUAUACCAGAACUAUAUUUUUGGAUGUUCAAAUCGAGAUUCAACAAGCUAUUCAUCGCUGUACUAGUGUCAGAUUAGAUGACGUCGGUGAUUUCAUAAAGUUUUUCAUAAAGGAUCUCGAUCAGCCAUGUUCUUCGUUUUUCGAGGUUAUGAUACGCGAGGAUGAUGUCACUGUUAAGUGUAUCUACAACAGGUUUGAGCAGUUUGGAUUGUUGUCCAGGCACAUUUUCUGCGUGUUACGGAUUCUUGAUGUAAGGGAGUUUCCGAAACAAUAUAUAUUGAGGCGUUGGACGCGUGAAGCUGUUCCAAAUAGUUCCCCCGGGUCCAUUCUUACGAAUGGUGGAGAUCCAGAUCGUAGUGAGGAGGUUAACCGUUGUGUUCGUGAGAUUAGUCACGCAACUGAGUAUGUUGUGAACAAGUUGAUUUCCAAAUUUGAUAAGUUGUCUGAUUUUCGUGAUCAUAUCAAGCAGUUUAUGUCAGUCGCUGAUGAAGCUCAAAUAAAUGCACCUCCCAAGACACGACGUAAUCGAUUUGCUGAACUGCUAGGAGUUGCUCCAGAGAGCACGGCCGCUAUCCGUGUUCCAGUUGGUACCAGGUUCAAGGGUUGUGGUUCUCAUAAACGCCUUAAAUCUCAAAAGGAGCGAGCCAUAAGUCAGUCUGGAAGUAAAUGUCGUCAAUGUUCAUUAUGUAAAAAAUACAGUCAUAACAGAGUAACGUGUUGGAAAUACACCGUGAAUGUUGAAGGUAAUGAAGAUACAAUUCGCGAAGGAGAUGCUGCUACAGUUGUUGAAGGUGAUGGUCCUGGAUCGAACGAUGCUGAUGAUGAGUUUUACACAUCUGGAAACGAUGCAGAUAUGGAUGAUGAGGACAUGGCAGAGUAG